CCACACCUUUCGUUAAUUGAAACAAAAUGGCGGAUGAGUCCUUAGGAUGUUGUGGGAUUUGUUCAAGAAUUAUCCUCGUCUGUGUCAACCUGUUCUACCUUGUUUUAGGCAUUGGUUUGAGUGGUUUUGGUAUAUUAUUAACAAUAUAUCAUAAAUACUUGGACAGUUUAACACAAGAAGACUAUACCCUGCCCUCCAUUGCACUCAUGAUUGUAGGACUGGUUGUACUAAUAAUGUCAAUUGUUGGAAUAAUUGGAGCAGCAACUGGAAACUGGUGUCUGUUGCUUUAUUAUUCUUUUUACAUUGUUGGUCUGGUUGGUCUACUGAUGGCUGGAGGGGUGUGGCUCAUCAAUCACAAUAGUAGAAUAGAGAACAACAUGAACAAGUCCUUCCACAAUAUGAUUAUGAAUUACUCGUCAGAUGAUUCUGAGAAUUAUAAUCCAACUAUUAACACUGUUGUGGAUUUUAUACAACAUACUUUUGAUUGUUGUGGUGAUAAAAGUCCCUGGGAUUGGUUGUUCCUUAACUCUCAUUAUGUUAUCAAGAAUGGACCACCUCCCAGUUGUAUGUGUAACCAAGACACUGACGCAGGUCAAGACUCAAAGUGUCUUUUUUUUAAAGUUGAUAAUACUCGAUUUUCUCUAUUUGUUUGGAAAACGGGCUGCAAUGAAACUUUAUAUGGUGCAUUUAAUAACAUCAUCAAUGGAAUUGGAAUCACUUUUGUGUCUCUAUCUUCUUUUACUGUUUUUAUAUUUUGCCUAAGUUGUGGCGUGUGCCUUUGUUCUGUCUGUGGAAGGAAGAGGCAGAGAAGAGUCUAUCAUUUUGAAACAACAGCAGCUGCUACUCCUUCAGCUCCCCCUCCUCAAUAUGGAAGCACUGAUGAUGUUAACCAGUUCCUAAUCAAUUAAACAGCAAAUCAGUUAAUGUAUUUUGUAUCAUCAAUUAUCCAGUCUCUUGCAACUGUUUUUACAUGAAUAUUAGAUCUAAUUAAA
Amphimedon queenslandica is the source of this 992-nucleotide messenger RNA. Its product is annotated as 23 kDa integral membrane protein-like. NCBI's taxonomy places the organism in Eukaryota, Metazoa, Porifera, Demospongiae, Haplosclerida, Niphatidae. The transcript is spliced from 7 exons. Gene Ontology annotation, cellular component: plasma membrane. The coding region runs from base 27 to 908 and encodes 293 amino acids. The record is from RefSeq and is a predicted model, not a curated record.